AGAGGUGCUUUAUAAAGGACCCGGAGCGCACGGGCUCUCGCCGCCGGUUUAGGGGUACUGUCCGUGGCUCGUGGUGCUGAAAGCGCGGUGCAGUCAUGUGGUCAGUAUUGUUCGUCUUCCUGUCCUACCUGGACAGAAACUUUGUGAGAGGCGAAUUCCUCAGCCCCUUUCUCGCAGCAGCGGAGAAGGACAGCAACGGGUUAUAUUACAUGCUCAACGGUACUUUCUGCACAAAGCGGUCCAGCAUUGAGUCCGCGGACGGGUUUAUGCAGCUGCACGAGGUGUCUGACGGCGUUGAAGAGGUCAGGUCCGUGCGCGACCGGGAGGGCGUGCUGGUCGACUGCUCGAUCAUCCGCAACCAGAUCGAGGUGAAGUCGUUCAUGCACCUGUGCAGGCUCGGACUCAGCGGUCAGAGGCACAGCAGAAGACCCGGGGACGAAGCGGAGGAAGAGGCGAGUUCCGUUGAUGUUGCCACAGCCAAAUCGGAUUGUCUGGCAUUGCUCCAGGUCAAAGGCAGGCGCAAAAGCCCAAACACAUCCCCUCCGCCCCUGCAAGAAAAGGACAAAGGGACAGAAGGACAUGUAAAUGAAGAGAAGGAGCCCGGCAAGAGCCUCCACCGGACGAAACGGGGUUUCACCUACCCGGGUACUCUGUGGUGCGGAGCUGGUAACAACGCCGAGCACUAUGAUGAUUUGGGUGAGUUUGCAGAAACGGACAAGUGCUGCCGCGUGCACGACCACUGCCAGCACACCAUCCAGCCUUUUACCUCCAACUAUGGCUACAGGAACUACAGGUGGUACAUGAUCUGCCACUGUGACUGCGACAACGCGCUGAAGGAAUGCUUGAAGGAAGUCAAUGACACCGCCUCCAGAGUGGUUGGCCAGGCUUUCUUUAACGUGAUUGAGGUGCCAUGCUUUGUAUUCAGAUACGAAGAGCAGUGUGUCGAACGCGUGUGGUAUGGAUGGUGUAAUAAAUACGACUUGGUGCCGGUUGCAGAACCGAAGUCAUCAGUUCCCUACGACUUCGGCAGCGUUGACGUGAUCGACGAACUUACACUGCCACCUCCGGUGCAAGGGAAAUAUGAAGAAAAUACAAAACACAGCACACCAGACUCACCCACCGCUAGUACCACUGUGAACACGAAGAACGCUGGCCCAACCAGGCCAAGCACCAGCACGGAGACGCCGGAACAGCCAUCGCUAGGCAACGUUGUCACAGCAGCGGAAGACUUUAUCAAAGUGCUGGCCACCGUUUCCACCUCCCACACAAGCUCAACUGAGCCUGCCAAGAAAGACACGGCUAAGGCUGACAAGAAGACAAAGAAAAAGAAGAAGAAAGCAAAGAAAAACAAGAAAAAUAAAGGGAAGGGACUGAAAAGGAAGAACAAACUUCAGAAUCGUUUUGGAAACCAGGAAGCCGUGGCAGUUACCCCUAGCGCGGUGGGAGAGGUGAAACUUGGAAGAGUCGACAUCUUUGUGGGAGAGGACAAGGGAAACUUCAACACAGACCUCGCAAAUGAACUGGCAGGGAGCGAGUUGGACCUGGGUGGGAAACCAGACCCCUUUAAUGAGGUGUUGAACGACGAGCCCCCGAAGGCAGCAGAGACCACCGCCCCGGAUCACAAGGAAGGGGUGGUCAAAGUUAAAAACAACUUCAGGUCAGAGCCGCGCACCGAGCCUGCUUCCGAGCCAGUAAAAAGGAAGAGGCUCGGGCGGAAAGGUAGAAAGAGAGUCAAAACCCGAGUUCUUCCUCCACCCACACGCCACUCCGCUUUUGGAAACCCUACCCGGGUAUAUAUGUCCCUUAUCUAGGCGCAAUGAGCCCGCGGUAGCUUGGUUUCCCUUGGAAGACUGCUAUGAUGUCACGACAGCUAGUCAUGUACUGAGGCGUUCUUGAAGAGUAAACUGAGAUACCGGCGAUCUCUAGUUGUUCUUUUUUUUCCGGUAGUUAAUGACAUUUAUUAUCUUCUGCAAACAAUAAUAAAAACAGCAUUGCAUAUAAAUAA
Molecule: messenger RNA, 2005 nt
Organism: Acipenser ruthenus (sterlet)
Lineage: Eukaryota; Metazoa; Chordata; Actinopteri; Acipenseriformes; Acipenseridae
Product: protein PROCA1-like
Exons: 4
Coding region: 96-1811 (571 amino acids)
Biological process (GO): arachidonate secretion; phospholipid metabolic process
Molecular function (GO): A2-type glycerophospholipase activity
Source: RefSeq, a predicted model, not a curated record